AUGAAGCCUGAUUCGUUAUUUUCAAAGUCAGCGGCUCUCUUAGAACACAAUAGCCUCGGUUCUUUGUCAGACAAUAGCGAUAUUGGCAUGGUGGAUCCUGUGCAAUUCACCAUUCUGCAGCAACAUUUUGACCAACACAUCUACAAUCACUAUGGCCGGAUCGUUGUUGUUAACUUGCUCAAUCAGUACGGUAUGGAGCAUCCACUUGGCCGUGCUUUCGCAUUCGCUACCCUAAAGUUGAAUCAGAAGGAGGUCAAGUACGUCUAG
This is a messenger RNA of Protopolystoma xenopodis, 267 nucleotides long. The record is from the annotation of a GenBank genome assembly. NCBI's taxonomy places the organism in Eukaryota, Metazoa, Platyhelminthes, Monogenea, Polystomatidea, Polystomatidae.